This is a messenger RNA of Acanthoscelides obtectus, 834 nucleotides long. The record is from the annotation of a GenBank genome assembly. NCBI's taxonomy places the organism in Eukaryota, Metazoa, Arthropoda, Insecta, Coleoptera, Chrysomelidae.
UUUUCCAGAUGCUCCUCUCGCCAUGAAUCAACUGUUGUCUCAAAAUUAACGUAUCCUGAAAAUGUCGUCCCAAGAAGAUAUCAACCCAGAUAGUUCACCGGAUUCUCCUGAUGCUCCUCCAAUGUCCAAGCAACAGGAGGCUAUGUUUGAGCCGAAACCCACUCCCAAAAUCAUCAGAGUUCUCACGGUCAUGGCUUACGUCUUCAGCGUCUCGAUGGCAGCUAUUUUUUUGUCAAUUUAUUACAUAUUCAUGUGGGAAGGAAAACCGCAUCUUGGAGCCAGAGUUGCAGCGUGGAACUACGAGAGAAAUUUGAGCAUUUCCCCUCCUGUGGAAGGAGCGAAAUAUUCAAGAUACCAGCUAAUCGACGGUCAUCAUGAUCAAAACAAUAUUACAACACACAUUCCCACUGAUCUCGAACUAUUGGAGUACAAUGCAAGUAACAACUCCGACGUCGAUUUUGAUGUCAGAAAUGGAAACAGUGUCCCCGAUAACACGAGUUCUACACAACACUUAGGCGUUUCUAAGAGUCCAUCGAACAAAACAAUCAAGAAAAGAAGCGUUCUUGAAGGUGAUCCAAACUUCAAAUAUGUUAAGGAUAUAAAAGAGGCAGGUCAUACCCACAAUGAGGGUGACAGUAUGCAUUCUGCCAUUGAAAGAGAUGAGAACAGAACGCUAAAAGCUAACAUCAUCUAUAUACCUGCACAGUGGAUACCCAUCAUCGCCCUUGCAAAAAAAAACUGGCACACCUUAUGUUGUUAACGAAGUCCAACAAAGUGACAUUUAUGAUAUAAAAACAUUAACCAGUCAAGUAGGAAAACAAUUUUCCAAAAACA